UAAAAAAAAAUUAAUUAAUUAAUUAAAUAGUGCUUGGAUUGUGUGUAACAGCAAAAUAAGUUUACGUAAAAUUUUUGAAAUUCAUAUUUAAUCAAAAUAUUGAUAAUCACAAAGAUUAAUGCCCUCCAAAUAUUACACAAUAAAUUAAAUAAUUUAGUGGGAAGUCAAACAAUUUAUUGCUGUAUAAAAUACAAGUAUAUGCUUUUUUUUUGUAAAUUGAACACAACUGAACCUAAAAACUGUCGGAUCUUCCUCAAAUACUGCUUAGAUACUAUCUACAGCACAUUCGCUCUCCCCCUUUUCCGCAAAAUAUUCACCAAAAAACCUUACUCAGCACAAAAUGUCUACGGUGCAUGACAAAUUUUUAAAACAACAAACACAAUAACUUUCAGCAUCAAAUCAUGAAUCAGUCGCCUUGACGCCGAGCAGCUGCAGCCGAGCAUAUUAUGGCCACAAGCGACAAGGAUCGCCUUCGACCAGAAUGCCAACAAGGGGUUACACUACGACAGGGUUAUGCGCCUGGCACCAAGUACACUGACAAUGUCUGCAGCGGCUCAAGGGCUGGAGGGCUAGAGGCGAGUGCGCGUGUGACGCGUCGCGAUGUCGUCGCCGCUGACCGCCAAAUGCGCAUUUCACAUUGAGGCAUACAAUGUCGAUGAUAUUUCGCAAAUAACUUAAUGCCAAAGACAUCUAUGAAAUAUGAAGAUAUGUGUGUGAAAUAUUAUGCGCAAGAAAAAAUUCGUGAAAUUCAAAUGAAAAGUACAUAGAAAGCAGACAAAAGGCGAGCAAAAGAUUUAACAAAUUCUCGCAAAAACGAAACAAAAAUAAAUCACACAAAUGCCCGUGAAAAUUCUUAAAAACAAAAAACAAAUAAAAUAAACUAAAACAUAACAAAAUAAUACUUGUGUACUCAUAAGCGAGACACAUUUGAAACAUUUGCUUGAGCCGUGUCUACCUCGUUUGCAAUAAAACGUCGCGCGUUGCUGUCGUCACGUCGUCGUGUCACAUCAUUAUUUUUGGCCUGCGCGCCGGUUACCAGCGCCAGCAGCAAGCAACACUUCUUUGCCUUGUGCCAACAACACACAUUCACCUUUCACCAUAGGUGUUUUCUCUAUUUAUUUAUUGUUCGUAUUCAGCAUUUAGUUUCGCAGCUCUUCAUUUUUGUUGUUAUUAGCAAUUUCGUUAGUGUUGUUCGUGCAGCGCAUGCGCUGCGGCGCAUCAAUCGCCCCGCCACAUGUUCGACUCGGAUGCCGACGAUGAAUAUAUCCGCGAGUAUGCCUUUGAGCCGGAAUUGCUGAUCAAUCGCGAUGAUUAUCUUAAGCGCGAGGAACAAAAGGAGAAGGAGCAACGGGAGGCGAUUAAGCGACGCUCCUCGUUGCGGCGCAAAUCACAGCGCAAAGCUAGCGUGGAUAGUUAUGAUAGUGGUGGACAGCAGAAGAAUCAAAUUGAUGUCGAAAUCGAAGCAUUCUAUUAUAUGUAUGGCCGCUAUACCAAAGAUUUAGGAGAAUUUGCCAAAGAUGAAGCCAGAAAACUCAAAUUACUCGAGAAACGCCGCAAGCAAGAAGACAAACAAAGGAACAAGGAAUUGCUGGGCAAACGUUCGUCGCGCAUGCUAAAAGUCUCAUCAUGGAUAUGGAAACGUACAUUUGCGCGCCUUGGCGAAGAUUGGGUGUUCUUGGCGCUGCUGGGCGUCAUAAUGGCCUUCGUAUCGUAUGUGGUGGACAAAGGCAUCAAUGUUUGUACAAAUGCGCGCGUGUGGCUCUAUCGCGAUCUCACCUCGCAGCCGAUCACACAGUAUUUCGCAUGGGUCUCACUGCCGGUCUGUUUGAUACUCUUCUCAGCCGGCUUUGUGCAUCUCGUUGCGCCGCAAAGUAUAGGUUCAGGUAUACCUGAAAUGAAAACGAUUCUUCGUGGCGUUGCGCUGAAAGAGUAUCUCACAUUUAAGACAUUGGUGGCCAAGGUUGUUGGUUUAACGGCAACUUUGGGCAGUGGUAUGCCAUUAGGAAAGGAAGGUCCUUUCUGUCACAUAGCAAGUAUUGUAGCACAAUUAUUAAGUAAGCUCGUCACAUCAUUCCAAGGCAUCUAUGAGAAUGAGUCUCGCAAUUCGGAGAUGUUGGCCGCUGCGUGUGCGGUCGGUGUGGGUUCGUGUUUUGCCGCGCCCGUCGGUGGUGUACUGUUUAGUAUCGAGGUAACGACCACUUAUUUUGCGGUGCGCAAUUAUUGGCGUGGCUUCUUUGCGGCUGUUUGCGGUGCAACGGUGUUUCGUCUUUUGGCUGUUUGGUUUCACAAUGCAGACACAGUACGUGCGAUAUUUCUCACAAAUUUCACCACCGAAUUCCCCUUCGAUCCGCAGGAGUUGUUCGUAUUUGCCCUAAUGGGCGUUGUCUCCGGUGUUGGUGGCGCUGCCUAUGUUUGGGUACAUCGCCGCUAUGUGCUCUUCAUGCGUUCGAAUAAGAAGAUGAAUAAAUUUCUGCAAAAGAAUCGCUUCCUAUAUCCGGGCUUUCUGGCGCUGCUUGUCUCUACACUCUCAUUUCCAUUAGGACCCGGUCAAUUUAUCGCUGGCGAAUUAAGCACACAUGAACAAGUCACACAGUUAUUCAGCAAUUUCACGUGGUCACGUGACGAUCUCACCGUGGAACAGGCGGCUAUAGUUACGCAUUGGGUCACCAGUUACACCAACAUAUUCAUCAAUCUUUCCAUAUACAUUGUGUUCACUUUUUUCAUUUCAAUUGUAGCCUCAACCAUACCAGUGCCUUCCGGUAUUUUCAUACCCGUAUUUAAAAUCGGCGCCAGUUUGGGUCGUCUCAUUGGUGAGAGCAUGCAUUUGUGGUUCCCGAACGGCGUGCGCUACGGCGGUCGCCUAUCGCCCAUCAUACCCGGCGGUUACGCAGUUGUUGGUGCGGCGGCAUUUUCCGGCGCCGUGACGCAUACCGUUUCGGUAGCGGUAAUCAUCUUCGAGAUGACCGGCCAGAUAACGCACGUUGUACCGGUGAUGAUCGCAGUGUUAAUAGCGAACGCCAUUGCAGCCCUUCUACAACCGUCCAUGUACGACAGUAUUAUAUUGAUUAAGAAGCUGCCGUAUCUGCCCGAUUUGCUGCCGUCCAGUUCGGCGAUGUACAGCAUUUAUGUGGAGGAUUUUAUGGUACGAGAUGUGAAAUACAUCUGGCAUGGCAUUUCGUAUCAAAAACUCAAGGAGGUGCUGAAGGCGAACAAAACGCUACGAUCUCUACCGCUGGUCGAUAGUCACGAGAAUAUGAUACUGCUUGGCUCUGUGCAACGUUAUGAAUUGAUCAAAAUGAUCGAGAAGCAUAUCGGACGCGAGAAACGCAUGGAAGUGGCACAAAAGUGGCAAAAGGAGGCAGAAGAGCGCGCGCGCGAAGAAGAGAAGAAAAAGCAGGAGGCUGAAUUGAGAGUUCGUCGUCCAUCACGUUUCGAAGUCCUGCCGGCACCGGAUAUACUCAGUUUACGUCAAAUCGCCAACGAUGAAAUGCUGCCGCCCAAACAGCGUCAAGAGUCGUUCACUAACAAUGUGGGACCACGCAAAUCCAUUUUGAAAAAGACAAACUCAUUUAAUCUAAAAACCUAUGCACCUACCUCACCGCACAGCCCGAACAUUACGCCCUACACCACCAUCACUGGCACUGAGCAUCGCAUACGCUCCGCCUUUGAAGCAAUCUUUCGUAAAUCGAACACACUGCAGGAUGUCCAACCGGAUCCGGAUGCUGCCAGCAUAACGCCGGCGGUGAGCGCCAACGAAGUACCACUCGUACAGCGUGCCCCCAGCAUUUCGAAGAAGGUUCAAUUGCAAGCACAAAAUACUACGGAGUCUGCGGCUCUCGAGCAUAAGCCAACACCUCCGGACACACCGGAUAGCAUAAAAAGCAAUAGAUUUUCCCAACUAGCGCCCAAUUCUCCGGGUCCAUCAAAGAAGUUUAAGAAAAAUAACUGCAUUCGACCGCGAAGCUUAAGCUCAUCGCCAGUCCAUGCCAAAGUUAAAAUGAAGUUAGCGAAUACAAGAUGGGAACACACGAUGUUGCCACCACCGCCGAAAAAAGGCAUACUCCGAAAGUCACACUCAACGACAGAUUGUUCCAAUCACCGAACAAACGCAAUCAAAUGGAAUACACUCACGGAUAACACCUAUGCAGCGACGGAUAAGGAUGAGCCAAAAGCAAUGAGUAUGAAAAAGGCGAAAUCAGUGACCUUGCCACGUGAACGUGUGAUCGAUAUGUCGCCGGAAGAUCAGAAGAAAUGGGAAAUGGAAGAAAUGUCCAAGUCCAUCGAUUUGGAGAAGGCCAGUGUAAAUAUCGAUCCAUCGCCAUUUCAACUGGUCGAACGCACCUCAAUACUCAAAGUACAUUCGCUUUUCUCAAUGGUUGGCAUAAAUCAUGCCUAUGUGACGAAAAUCGGACGCCUAGUGGGUGUUGUGGGUCUGAAAGAGCUGCGCAAAGCUAUUGAGGAUAUCAAUAGCAAUAAUUUCGUAGUACAAAAUCAAAUAAAAGACGAUAUUGAAGCCGAUCAUGGCUCGGCUGUUGAGAAGCCAUUAUUGGCGCCACCAUUGCCGCUGUCACCGCAUGCCACCAGUGACAAGGAGGUUAACACCACGGUGACCUCCAUGGACUCAGCACUCUCACAUUCGGAUAAUUGCUCUGACAUUGAAAUGGAGCAUAUGAAGGGCGAGAGUAGCGGUGAAGAACAAUCACAACAGCAACAAGAUAACACAACACAAUACAAUCAACAAACAUACACACAUACAGCAACAGGCACACCAACAACAACUAAGUCGAGCAAUGAGCCAUAGCAGACAGGCAAAUAACAAAUACAUAAUGUAUAUACAAGUAUUAGGGUGUACAGUAUAACACAAGUUUAUUUUUUUUUUGGCAAACGCCGCCUGAAGUUUCAGUUUUUGCUCUAAAAAAGAUUAUGCGACAUAGACAAGCGCUUUAUUUUCAAUUAAAUCAUGCAUAAAUCAUGUUUCUUUUCUUUUGCAUAUAAAAGAUGGAAUUUUUUAAUAUUUUGCAUUAAACAAGCAGACGAGCAAUUUUUAUAAAAUGAUUUUCUGAUUCAAAAUUUAGCGUUUAACAAAAAAGCUUUUAAUAAUUUUUUCCAUAAAAAGACCUCUUUUAGAAGUUAUAUACAGUUAAAGUUACACAUUGAGUACACUGAGCUUCUCAUACAAGAGUGCUAAGCAAGCAUACACCAUGACGUAUGAGCAACACACAAUUUAUGAGACACUUGUACGAGUGAGAAUGCUCAGCACAUUAGUUGCCUAAUUUUAACUGCGUAUAACUUUUAAAGGAAUGCUUUUAUGGAAAAAAUUAAUAAAACCUUUCUAGUAGAGUGUCAUAUUUUUUAUUAGAAUAUGUACUUUCAAAAAUUGUAAGUUUGAUUAAUUCCGUGAUUAUAAAAUUAUUGCAAAAGAUCAUUUAAAAUAUGCGAAUAUGGGAAAUGUAAAACAAAAAAAUAAAAUAAUAAAAAUAAGGGACUUGAUUUCUUUGCAUAAUUUCAGCUAGAGCAAAAAUGGAAACUUCAGGGGGCGCUUGCAAAUAUAAAAUCAAUUUGGGAAAUAACGGACAUUCUAAUAUAAAUAUACAUAUGUACAUACAUAGGCAUACUAUAUGUAGGUAUUUAAGUGAAUUUGUAUUGGAAAAAAGGCAAACUAAACUAAAUUGUAUUAAAAUUUAGCAAAUAGUAUUUUUAAAUAAUUACAUGAUGUACAUACAUACAUAUAAAUACUAGUAAUUAUAUUCAAGUAAAAAGUAAAUAUGUAAUUGCAUAAUGUUGGAACUAAAAGUUUAGCAGUUCAUGUAAAUAUUAUAAGCCGAAACGUUAGUUAGCAUUGUGUUAUAUUUUUAAUAAGCUCCAAUUUCCAAACACAAAUACACACAUACUACAUAUACAUAGAUACUCGUAUGUAAAAUAAGAAAUGCGGAAUGUACACAAAGAUCAUCGAUAUUAAAGCUAUAAGCUAAAUUUAAACACAUUUCCCCUACGAAUUUGUUAUAAAAUUUUCAAAAACAUUGCUUUGAGCGCAAAUUGAAGCUGAAAAAAUCUACAUACUUAUUUUUUAAGUAAAAUAUUUUUAAUUAAAUUUCAUAUCAAUGCGUACCCAAUGACUAAAAAUUCUAUUAUCAUACUUUAGCAAUUUAUGUUUUUUAUAAUUUAUCAUAUAAUUAAUGCUGGCAGGUUUCGCUCACAGAUGAAACGUGCCAUUUGGUAUUCAGUUAGUAGCCAUUCGGGCGUAACGCUUUAAUGAAACCGAAAAUCCCAAUUUAAGGCAAAAUCAAAGUAAAAACGUGCAGUCAGUAGUAUAUACUAUUUAAAUAUACUUACAUACAUACAUGCUUAUAUAUAAGUAAUACAUAAUUGCAAUAAAUACAUACAUAUACACAUAUACAUGCAGUUGUUAUGUAUGUGUGGUCAAAUAACGUAGCGUAUAGUGAUAUUACAAACCAUUGUUUGUACUCGUAUACAUAUGUACAUGCAUACAAACAAACUAUGUGACUGGCAACUGUAAACCAAAUAUAAGUAUUUUCUAAGAAAAAAUUUAACAUAAAAACACGCAAAUUGUUUAUUAAAGUAUUUAAUUUAAACUUGUAUAUUAGAUAAGUAACUAAACGAACAUUUAUGUACAUAAAAUUUAACGAGAAUUAAAGCAAAAAACGGAUUGUCGAACGAAAUGCUUUCUUAUUAUUUAUACAAAGCAAAAGUGAAGAUGAAUUUGGGUGAUGUACAUACAUACAUACAUAUCAUGCCUACAAACUAAUUGCGGUCAUUUAAUCAUCGGAACAUGAGUGCUGACGAGAAACCAAAACAGUGUUACUCUAACAGGAAAUUUCCGCGAAGUUGACUAGUUUUGGUCAUUUAUGUACGAAAAUCCUUAAAGUAUAGAGUACCAGAGCGAAACACACUUUAUGUGAUUUAAGGGAUUACAUGGGUUUACGGGUCUCAAAAAAACGAAUUUUUUUAUUGCCUUACUAAAUUCUAUAACACCUCUAGAAAAUUUUCCUGAAUUUUCAAGUUGAUCCGAGUAAUAGUUUUGGAGAUACAGCCUUGAAAAAGUGUGCGCUUGAGGCUAGCUAGGCUAAGUGCGCCGUCUUUAAACGCGUUUUUCUCGAAACUGUAUUUUUGAAGUCGGCUGGCAAGAUUUCUCGAGAAUUUCUUAACCGUUCUUCAUGAAAUUUUACACAGGUCUUUGAAAUACACUUCUUAAAGACUUGGAGGAAGUUUUUUUUCGAUUACAAUUAUAAAAAAAAAAUGUCGCAAAAUUUUCACUGAAAUUUUAAUUUUUUUUUUUAUAAAAAUGUUUGCCGAAAAUCCAAUUUUCAAUUGUACUAAGUUCAGGUUUUAACUAAAACACGUAUUUUUUCAUUUUAGUUGAUUCUGUAAGGAGUUAUCCUGAAACGCGUGCGCUUCUUUUUUCCGAGAAGUCACCGAAAAUGGCACCGCAAUGACCGAGUUUAAAAUAUUUUUCAUCAAAAAUUUCAGCAUUUCUUUGAUAAUAGUGUACGUUUGUAACAACAAAAAAUUCUAAUAAAAUAUUUUAUUUUUGAUAUGAGAAAAAAAUUGUUGAAAAAGGCUUUUUUACCCGAGAAAACCCAUGUAUACCCUUAAAUAAAGGAAAUUUGUUAUGCAAAUUUUUGAAUAAGUACAUAAAAGAGGCACACUUGGUGUGAAAUUUUUAAAAACCUAUUUUUUCAUAUUUCUAGAAGUUAUACAUUUGAAAAAAAAACAUAUUAAAAUUUGAAAUCGAUAUUACAAAUAGUUUUUGAGUUGGACCCUUCUAAAGGGGUUAUAUACAGUCAGGAGGCCAAAAAAAGCGAAUUUUUUAGAACUUUUUUUGAGAAAACUUUUAAAUUUUGGUAUCUUUUAAGACUUAGUAUUAAUACAAAUAUUUAUUUGGAAAGGAACUACAGCUGAUCACCGGGAGCUCCUCUCAAAAAGACGUUUUGCGGUGACCACUACAUACAUACCUACAUCUCUGAACGGAAUCCUCUGAAAUUAAAAAACCAAACAGAUUAAUCAUUAUCAAGUUGUUUGUUGAGCUGUUAGUAGAUAUGAAUUUGUAUUCUCCUUUUUCACUAUUUAAAUGAUAUCUCUGAUAAUGAAUAUGAUAAAAAAAGAGAAAAAAUUUAAAAACAAUGGAUUUUAGGUUAAAAAGUGAGGCUGAUACACGAGUCGAAGAUCACAUACAAUAUAUAGCAUUCGAAGAACUUAUCAAUACAUAGACACAGAAAAAAAACAAAAAAUCCCAUAAAAAUUAACCAAAAUCAACAGCAGACUGAAAGGCUAUCAAAAACUGGACAGUCCAGCAGUAAGUACGAAGUUGCUUCAACCACGCCUUAUUGCAAAGAAUUUCGAUUCAAUUUUGUUGUAUAUGAAAUCUUGCUAUUUUUGUGAAUUUUGUAUAAAACUUUUGCCUUGCUACUCACCUUUUUUUGCAAUGUUUUGCAAUUAACGAAUAAUCCCUUUAGUUGCAUAAAUAAAAUACAUAUUCUUCGCUUUGCUUGAUUCUCGAGUUCUUUUUUAUUUGUUUAUUAUAAUCUUUAUGGGCUUUAAUGCAUGUUUUAUUUUAUGUUUAUUUGCUUUUUUCGUAUCAUUCAUGCACACUCCUAACUGAGCGCUUCUUUAUACCAUGUACGGGUAAUUCGCCACGCUUGCGCACAAACGUUGCGUUGCGCCGCUUUACAACAGCGUGAAUUUUAAUUUUUUUUUUUUGUUUUUUUUU
This is a messenger RNA of Bactrocera dorsalis (oriental fruit fly), 8728 nucleotides long. RefSeq names its product chloride channel protein 2 (gene ClC-a). Gene Ontology annotation, cellular component: membrane. The transcript has 18 exons. NCBI's taxonomy places the organism in Eukaryota, Metazoa, Arthropoda, Insecta, Diptera, Tephritidae. The coding region runs from base 1235 to 4801 and encodes 1188 amino acids. Gene Ontology annotation, biological process: transmembrane transport; chloride transport. Gene Ontology annotation, molecular function: voltage-gated chloride channel activity. The record is from RefSeq and is a predicted model, not a curated record.